Molecule: messenger RNA, 2496 nt
Organism: Triticum turgidum subsp. durum (durum wheat)
Lineage: Eukaryota; Viridiplantae; Streptophyta; Magnoliopsida; Poales; Poaceae
Source: the annotation of a GenBank genome assembly
AUGUUGAGCCUUGUUUCUCCAGAAAAACAUGAAGGAAUAGACUGCUUUGUGAAGCUUCAGGAGAUCUUGAAAAGUCAUGUCAAAUCUAAGAGGGUUUUACUUAUUUUGGAUGACGUCUGGGAGGACAAGAACGAUUGCCGAUGGAACCAAUUAUUGGCUCCUUUUCAGGCUGAGAGUGCUAAUGGCAAUGUGAUUCUUGUGACAACUAGAAAUUUCUCUGUUGCAAAGAUGAUUGGAACAACGGGGCCAAUUAAGUUAGGUGCUUUGGAAAAUGAUGACUUCUGGUUAUUGUUCAAAUCUUGUGCGUUUGGUGAUGCAAACUAUGAAUGCCUUGGAAAUCUUAGCACCAUUGGACGACAAAUAGCAGAGUUAAAGGGCAAUGCGUUAGCAGCAAUAACUGCAGGGGCACUAUUAAGAGAUCAUCUUACUGUUGACCAUUGGAGUAACGUUCUCAAGAAAGAAAGUUGGAAAUCAUUGGGACUCAGUGGGGGCAUCAUGCCUGCUUUGAAGAUUAGCUAUGAUGAGCUACCAUAUAAUUUACAACAAUGUUUCUCAUAUUGUUCUAUAUUUCCUAACAAAUAUCAGUUUCUUGGUAAGGAUUUGGUAUAUAUUUGGAUUUCUCAGGGAUUUGUAAAUUGCACUCAUUUUAGCAAGAGAUUGGAGGAGACGGGGUGUGAAUAUCUGAAUAAUUUGGUGAACCUGGGAUUCUUUCAGCAAGUUGAGAAACAACAGGACGAAGAUGGGCGUUUGGAAGAAGAAUUUUCUCCAGGCUGUCAGAUUUGGUAUUCUAUGUGUGGUCUCAUGCACGAUUUUGCGAGGAUGGUUUCAAGGACUGAAUGUGCAACUAUAGAUGGUCUACAGUGCAAUAAAAUGUUCCCAACCAUACACCAUUUGUCAAUAGUAACCGGUUCAGCAUACAACAAAGAUUGGCACGGGAACAUUCCUCGAAAUGAGAAGUUCGAAGAAAAUCUGAGAAAUAAAGUUAUAUCAGUUAGCAAAUUGAGAACAGUGGUUGUACUUGGGCACUUUGACUCUUUCUUUGUAGAAUUGUUCCAUGAUAUAUUCUGUAAGGCACAAAAUUUACGCCUGCUACAAGUAUCUCCACCACCCACUUAUCUGUUUCACGUGCCUGCAGCAUCCACUGAUUUUAAUUCCUUCAGGUGCAGCUUGGCAAAUCCUCUGCAUGUUCAUUAUCUAAAACUUGAGUUGCAUGGGACUGUACCACAAGUUUUGAGUACAUUUUUUCAUCUUCAAGUAUUUGAUGUUGGCUCAAACAUGAAUACUUCUCUACCCAAUGGCUUGCAUAAUCUUGUUAGCCUGCGGCAUCUUAUUGCACAAAAGAGAGCCUAUUCUUCCAUUGCUAGCAUUGGUAACAUGACAUCUAUCCAGGAGCUACAUGAUUUUGAGGUCCGAAUUUCUAGAGGCUUUGAGAUUACACAACUCAAAUCCAUGAAUGAGCUUGUUCAACUUGGAGUGUCUCACCUUGACAGUGUUAAAACCCAGGAGGAGGCUUAUGAGGCAGGACUAAGAAACAAAGAACACUUAGAGGAGCUUCAUUUGUCCUGGAAUGAUACAUUUUCAGAGAACGAGUCUGUCAGUGACACUAGAUCUGAAUCUUCUGUAAACAUGGCAAGAGAAGUGAUUGAGGGUCUUGAACCACAUAUGGAUUUAAAGCAUCUACAUAUAUCUGGGUAUAAUGGUACUACUUCACCAACUUGGCUUGCCAGGAAUAUCUCAGUUACCUCCUUGCAGACACUUCAUCUUGAUGGUUGUGGAGGAUGGAAAAUACUUCCUUCUUUGGAAAGUCUUCCAUUUCUUACAAAACAAAAGUUGAGCAGCAUGCGGGAGAUAACAGAAGUAUUGGUUCCUUCACUGGAGGAACUAGUUUUACUCAAGAUGCCUAAGUUUGAUCUAUUUGAGAACAAUAAUAAAUUCGAAAUCAAGCAGAGGUCAUGGUUGCCUUCUCUUAGAAAAUUAAUUCUGUGUGAUUGCCCUCAAUUGAAAGUGUUGAAGUCCCUUCCGCCUUCAACAAUCUGUUCUGAGUUACUCAUCAGUGGAGUUUCCAUGCUUCCAGAUAUGGCGGGAUCAUCCAGCGGAAAUUUAAGUAUUGAUUAUGGUAAUCAGUAUAUAGACGAUGAUAUUGAUGAAUAUUCUGAUGUGUUGAGGAUACUGGAUGGAAAGUUUUUGGCAUUCCAUAAUCUUGGAAACCUCAAAUCGAUGAACAUAUGUGGUGCGACAAACCUGAGGUCUUUUUCGUUCCAAGGUUUUAGCCAUCUCAUCUCUUUAAGGAGUUUGGAAAUAAAAGAGUGCGAAAUACUUUUCUCUUCAGAUGUGACGCAGCCUACCCUUGAAGAUAUGACAACCUUCCCUUCACUUGGAAGUCUCACUAUUGAGUCAUGUGGAAUAGCAGGGAAGCAGCUAUCUCUGAUGUUGCAACUGAAGGAAAUAUGCCCUAGAGGCAAUAAUAAAGUUAUUAUUUAUUUCCUUAUAUCAUGA